Chelmon rostratus (copperband butterflyfish) is the source of this 2228-nucleotide messenger RNA. RefSeq names its product P2Y receptor family member 8 (gene p2ry8). Lineage: Eukaryota; Metazoa; Chordata; Actinopteri; Chaetodontiformes; Chaetodontidae. Bases 234 to 1322 code for a protein of 362 amino acids. Gene Ontology annotation, molecular function: G protein-coupled receptor activity. Gene Ontology annotation, cellular component: membrane. The transcript is spliced from 4 exons. The record is from RefSeq and is a predicted model, not a curated record. Gene Ontology annotation, biological process: positive regulation of Rho protein signal transduction; phospholipase C-activating G protein-coupled receptor signaling pathway.
GUGAAGGUAUAAUUUCAAAAGAUUGUCAAGAUAUUUCAUGGACCGCAUGGUGAGGAAUCAGGAAAUCCUGCAGCAUUGUAAGAAGCUCAAACCAUAAUAUCUGUCCCUCCAUCUGCAACUGACACUUGUAUUCCAACCGUCCUCCUGUCUCGUCUGCUGUGAACUUUUGCAAGAAAAAUUAAUAUUCUACCACCAAGCCUCACAAGUCUUUGUCAAAUCCUGGCACUCAGGUGAUGAGAGGCCGUUCUCAUCAGAUCAUGAUGGGGAAUUCCAGCGGCAUCAAACUAGACAACGCCACCCUGUACCUGUUUCAGAGUACAAACACCAGCAUUGCCAUCUCUGUCAUCUACAUGAUCGUCACUGCCAUUAACCUGGCAGGAAAUGGCCUUUCCAUGUGGAUCCUGCUCUUCCGUACCUCCCCCAAGACGCCAUCCAUCAUCUUCAUGAUUCAUCUCACCCUCACUGACUUGGCUCUUGGCACUGCGCUGCCCUUUCAGAUCACCUACCAGCUUCAAGGAUACAACUGGACUCUGGGACCCAAGAUGUGCAGCUUCCUGACCCUCGUCUUCUACACCAACAUGUACUGCUCCAUCCUGACCAUGAUGGCUAUCGGAAUUGACCGCUACCUGGGCAUCAUCAGGCCCAUGCUGUUCAGGCAGACCAAGAAGAGGAAGUCCAUUGCGGUUAUCAGCUGCCUCCUCAUGUGGGGUUUGGUCCUGAGCGUUCUGUAUCCGCUGAUGACCACAGACCUGACCUUUCACGUUCCUGAUCUUCAGAUUACCACAUGCUUUGACAUCCUGAAGAGAAAUAUGCUCCCAUCCCAGGCAGCCUGGGCAGCCUUUCUCUUCUGCAUGGUGUUCGUCCUCUUCCUCAUCCCUUUCUUUGUCACCACAUUCUGCUAUGUCAGUGUCAUACGCAAGCUGGCCAGAGAUUCUAAGACAGUCCAGAAAGAGAGAGUGAUACGUCUGGCCUUCAUCGUUCUCCUGGUCUUCACCCUCUGCUUCGCUCCCAACAACAUCCUCCUGAUGACUCACACUGUGCUGAGACUCUUCUAUGAGAAGUCUGUCUACAUGGCCUACAAACUCUCCCUCUGUUUCAGUUGCCUGAAUAGCUGCCUCGACCCAUUCAUUUACUACUUUGCUUCCAAGGAUUUCAGACAAAAGUUGCGACAGAUUAUGAAUCUGCAGAGCCUGAGCAGUGUGGACUCAAUGAAGAUGGAGCGCAAAGGGAGUUUUUACUCAGCACAUUGUGCUUUCGAAGGUCAAGAGAAAGAACACAGCAAGGUGUCUUUGAUGCCGAGUACAUCACAGCACAGAGAAUGAGAAAAUAAUCGCAAGAGACUCGUGAGAAAGGAAGUGACACAGAUAGUGUGUAAAGUGUUUCGAUUGUGUGUGUGUCACACUCUGACAAUGUCUGUUCUUGGGUCAUUAUUCCUUUUUUUUUAAAUGUGCACCACAGAGCAAGUGGCCAGCAGCUCAGCCUCUUUGCUAACUUUCUCUUUAUUCUUGCGUUACCCUACGUGUUAUUUUAAAUACUAAAAAAGCAUUUAUGUCUGCCACAAGAAGCUGAGGAGUUAUUUUUGAGGAGGCAUGUAGCAUGCACAAGGGUAAAUAAACUGUGAAUGAAAUGUAUUGUAUUCAAAAUGUAAUGUGCUAUACUGUAUAUGUAUUAUAGAAGCCUCCUCUGGCCAAACAUGUCUGACUUUCAAACAUAUUUAACAUUACCUCUGUACAUGUUUCUGUUAAUGUCUGUGUUCUGCUUUUAAGCUCUGAAUUGGGACAGUUGACCUUUUCACCUUUUCUACUUAAGGAACUUUCUCUUCCUCCCUUUCUUAUCUUUAUGUUCUUCCUCUGCAAAAAUAAAUCAUUAAUAGAAUGAUUAUUAUUGGUAGUAGUUGCAGUGGUUGUCAGACAUAGCAGCAGCAGAUGUAGGAGCUGCAUAUGGUGAACAGGAUCUAUCUGCAGUCUUGCAGACUCACAGACUUUACCACAUGACACAACAGCACUGUUGGAAAAGACAGUUGCGACACUCUCUUAUCUCGCUCACGCGGACACAUGGUUGAUGUAGCUCUCGACAGAUCCAAAGAACAAUAUUCAUCAUGUGUAUUGAUUACUAUGUGUCAAUAAUAUAAUCUAACUAAUCUGAAAUGGGCUAUUUAGCAAAAGUACUUUUACUUUUUGUACUGUAAGUAUACCUUUAUGCUAAUAUUUUUGAAUACAGGACUUGUA